GGCGGAGGCCUGGGGACAGCAGACGAGGCUUCGCCCGAGCCCAGCGCUUUUUCUUCCGCCGCGCAGUCUCGGGGCGGCGUGGGCUCGUGGGGAGCGCGAGGCAGCCGAGGUGCCCGCGGUUGGGAGGCCGGCCCUGGCGCACCCCGCGCCCGCGCCUGCUGACAGCUGCAGCUGGGCUCGAGCUGUCCGCUCCCGGCUCCGCGGCCUCCGCCCCCUCGGGCUCCCUCCCCUCCGCCUCUACCCCUCCUGCUCCGGUGCGGAUCGUUUCGCAACUGCUCGCCGCUCGCCCCGUGCCCGGCUGUUUUUCCAUUUCCCGGUCCCUCUUCUUGAGUACUUUGCCCCUGCAUUUGAGGAGAGGGGCUGGAAAGGGGGCGGGUGGAACGACCGGAGGAGAAGAAGGAAGCGAGGCCCGGAGGAGGAGGAGGAUCGGCGGACCGUAGGGAGGAGACCCCACGCCACCCUUUCUGGUCAUCUCCCCUCCCGCCCCGCCCCUGCGCAUACUCCCUCGCCGGCGAGCUACUUUCGGACGAGGAAAGUGAGGGCGGCCCUGGGUGACAGCACCGCGGGACUAGUCCUGGGGAAGCCGCGCGUCUGCUCGCGUCUUGUCCGCCGCGCUCCCAGCUAGGGGUACAGCCCGGACCGAGGAUGGCUUCGACUACAACCUGCACCAGGUUCACGGACGAGUAUCAGCUUUUCGAGGAGCUCGGAAAGGGGGCAUUCUCAGUGGUGAGAAGAUGUAUGAAAAUCCCUACUGGACAAGAAUAUGCUGCCAAAAUUAUCAACACCAAAAAGCUUUCUGCUAGGGAUCAUCAGAAACUGGAAAGGGAAGCUAGAAUCUGCCGUCUUUUGAAGCACCCCAAUAUUGUGCGACUUCACGACAGCAUAUCGGAAGAGGGCUUCCAUUACUUGGUGUUUGAUUUAGUUACUGGAGGUGAACUGUUUGAAGAUAUAGUGGCAAGAGAAUAUUACAGUGAAGCCGACGCCAGUCAUUGUAUACAGCAGAUUCUAGAAAGUGUAAAUCAUUGUCACCUAAAUGGCAUAGUUCACAGGGACCUGAAGCCUGAGAAUUUGCUUUUAGCUAGCAAAUCCAAGGGAGCAGCUGUGAAACUGGCAGACUUUGGCUUAGCCAUAGAAGUUCAAGGAGACCAGCAGGCGUGGUUUGGUUUUGCUGGCACACCUGGAUAUCUUUCUCCAGAAGUUUUACGCAAAGAUCCUUAUGGAAAGCCAGUGGAUAUGUGGGCGUGUGGGGUCAUUCUCUACAUUCUACUGGUUGGAUAUCCACCCUUCUGGGAUGAAGACCAGCACAGACUCUAUCAGCAGAUCAAGGCUGGAGCUUAUGAUUUUCCAUCACCAGAGUGGGACACAGUGACUCCUGAAGCCAAAGACCUCAUCAAUAAAAUGCUUACUAUCAACCCUGCCAAGCGUAUCACAGCCUCGGAGGCACUGAAACACCCAUGGAUCUGUCAACGUUCUACUGUUGCUUCCAUGAUGCACAGACAGGAGACUGUUGACUGCUUGAAGAAAUUCAAUGCCAGAAGAAAACUGAAGGGUGCCAUCUUGACAACUAUGCUGGCUACCAGGAACUUUUCAGCCAAGAGUUUGUUGAAGAAACCAGAUGGAGUAAAGGAGUCAACUGAGAGUUCAAAUACAACAAUUGAGGAUGAAGAUGUGAAAGCACGAAAGCAAGAGAUUAUCAAAGUUACUGAACAACUCAUCGAAGCUAUCAACAGUGGGGACUUUGAAGCUUACACGAAAAUCUGUGACCCAGGCCUUACUGCUUUUGAACCUGAAGCUUUGGGUAAUUUAGUGGAAGGGAUGGACUUUCAUCGAUUCUACUUUGAGAAUGCUUUGUCCAAAAACAAUAAACCAAUCCACACUAUUAUCCUGAACCCCCACGUACAUCUGGUAGGCGAUGACGCUGCCUGCAUAGCAUACAUUAGGCUCACGCAGUACAUGGAUGGCAGCGGAAUGCCAAAAACAACGCAGUCAGAAGAGACACGUGUGUGGCACCGCCGGGAUGGAAAGUGGCAGAAUGUUCAUUUUCAUCGCUCGGGGUCGCGAACAGUACCCAUCAAGUAAAUAUUUCCAGGCUGUCAGCUUCUUUGUUAAUAUACCCCUGCUAAGUAUCAACAGUGCCACUUCUGCAUUCUCUGUUCUCACCUGGAUGGUAACCCUGGGCCGUCCUCUCCUCCUCUUCAUGCAUGUUUCUGAGUGCAUGAAGUUGUGAAGGUCCUGCGUGUAAUGCAUAUGUGAUGCAUCAUCUUGUCAUAUAUUCCUUCCUAUACAUUGUUUACACUUCAACUAUGGAGAUGUUCCAUGCAAACUUCAAUCACUGUUGGCAAACAAUAGGGGGAGGUAAGACAAAAAAAAUUCCACAAUACUCCAAGUACAAACCUAUUCAUCCAGUUUCUCUGCUUAUGCCAAGACUUAACAGACUUCAAAAUUAUCGUUCUUUGAAUGACAGUUUGUAACAGAAAUGUAAGUUUUUAAAAACUCUUUGCUGUUCAUCUGUUUUAGCUUUUUUGUUUAACAAAAAAAGGCAAAAAAAAAUUACCUUCAGUUUCCUGGUGUGAUCCUGGUUGAAAUGGAUGAUUUUUCACUGAAAGCUGUGUUGCUGUUUAACAAUUAAAUGGGUUGAUAUGUGGGCAGAAUCACUUAUGAAUGUGGAAGCGAGAAUCGGUGGGUUUGCUACUACCUAAAGUCAUGUCUUUUUUGGUCAAACUGUGUAAACUGGAAAAACUCACGUCAUUGACGAGUUUGAUCACUUUAGGGUAUACUUGCACUGUUCUGGUGAAAUUUGCUGAAUUGAAUUUUUUGUUCAUUUCUCAAACCUGUGCUCUUUUUUCUUCAUUUUCUCCUAUUUCUUUAUUACUUUUGUUUGCUUCCUUUAUAUUUUUCUGUUUUUCAUUCUUUACUUUUUUCUCUUUUUGUCUAGUAGUGUGAGAAAAGUGAAAUUUGCAUAAUGAAGGUAAAAUAAAAACUGAGGCCUUUUGGAGGUGGCUAAACCAGUGCUUUGAUCAUCUUCUGGGCCCAUAAAAAUGAUGUCAAGAAGAUUUCAAAAGUUUGUAAUUCUGCUCGAGUUGGGACGUAGGGAUCCUAUGUUGGAGGUAUUAGAAUUGUUUAAACUUAGAAUAAAAGCAAGUAGGUUCCUACUGUACCUGCGCCACAUCUUACUGAUUGGUGCAGUUGCCAGGAGAGUACCAAGCUGGUCGUGGGUCAGGAAUCUGUGCAAAGGCACUUCCUUCUGCCUUGCAGGAUGCACACCUCCUGUGUCAUCACUGGCUAGUUUUCUGAAGUUAGAGAGGACUGCAGGUGUUUUCCAUUCUCCUAAGUGUUUGUUUGUUUUGAACUCUGUCUCUGUGACUUGUGCUUUUGUAGCUUCUCUCAUAUGUCAGAAUAACAUUAUCUUCCUUCCAGGAGUUAGCAUUUUCCUAUUU
This is a messenger RNA of Balaenoptera musculus (blue whale), 3437 nucleotides long. RefSeq names its product calcium/calmodulin dependent protein kinase II delta (gene CAMK2D). The record is from RefSeq and is a predicted model, not a curated record. The coding region runs from base 646 to 2079 and encodes 477 amino acids. The transcript is spliced from 18 exons. Gene Ontology annotation, cellular component: cytoplasm; neuron projection. Gene Ontology annotation, molecular function: ATP binding; calcium/calmodulin-dependent protein kinase activity; calmodulin binding. Gene Ontology annotation, biological process: protein phosphorylation. NCBI's taxonomy places the organism in Eukaryota, Metazoa, Chordata, Mammalia, Artiodactyla, Balaenopteridae.